Messenger RNA from Anopheles coluzzii, 2109 nucleotides. Its product is annotated as protein brown. The transcript is spliced from 7 exons. Lineage: Eukaryota; Metazoa; Arthropoda; Insecta; Diptera; Culicidae. The record is from RefSeq and is a predicted model, not a curated record. Bases 171 to 2048 code for a protein of 625 amino acids. Gene Ontology annotation, cellular component: plasma membrane. Gene Ontology annotation, molecular function: ABC-type transporter activity; ATP binding; ATP hydrolysis activity.
AUCGCAUCAUCAGUCGCAACCGAACAACGAACAGUACAGGCGACACAGUGGUUGUGCGUGGCAGCAAUCCUAAUAUAGUGCACUGGUGUACUAUAAUAAUUCAAUUAUUGUUGUUGUGUAGCUUAAUCAGUCUUUAUACACAGUGAUGCAAAUGUGAAUUAAGUGUGAAAAUGACUGCAAAUAAGCCCAAUGAUACCAGCACGCCCACUGGCACAGUAUUACUUGAGUGGAAGAAUCUUACAGUUAGUGUACGAUCCUCCUCCUCCGGUCGGCCAACCUCGGACACCGGAAACCAGUGGUACGGACGGCCAGGACAUCAGCAAAAGAAAGAACUCACAUUGCUUCGGAAUGCCAGCGGUGCGGUCCGUUCCGACAACUUGGUAGCGAUCAUGGGCCCAAGUGGUGCUGGCAAAACAACGCUGCUGGCCGCCAUCUCGAUGCGUAUUACGGGCUCCACCACCGUCCACGGGAAGGUGCUUAUCAAUGGGCUGUACGUGACCAGGACGCAGAUGAAACAGCUGACCGGGUUUGUGCCGCAGUACGAGAUCGCCCUACAGACGCUGACCGUUGCCGAGCAUCUAACCUUUGUGGCGAGACUUAAAAACGUCGGAUACGUCGCAGUGCUGCGGAUCGUCAACGAGCUCGGACUGCAGGGCUGCUGGGGUACGCGCAUUGCCCAGCUGUCGGGUGGAGAGCGGAAGAAGGUGAAUCUGGCCGGCGAGUUGCUUACCGAGCCGGAGAUUCUGUUCUGCGACGAGCCGACGACGGGACUGGACAGCUUCAAUGCGGCCUCGGUGAUGAAAACGCUCCAGUGUCUGUGUGCGAAUGGGCGCAGGGCGGUUAUCUGUACGAUACACGACCCACCGUCGCAGGUGUUUCAGUGCUUCAGCGAUGUGAUCCUGAUGCAAGAUGGCGGGACCGUCUUCUACCAGGGACCAACGGCCGAUCGGAUAGACUUUUUCAACUCCAUUGGCAAGGAGGUGCCGGCGAAUGGCAAUCCGGCCGAUUUUUACUUCCAGCUCGUCAGUCCGGGUGCGACAACGUUCGCGGCCAGUGAGGCAGAGGAAGCAAUCCAGCGGUACGAGAUCGUACGCAAAGCCUGUCGGCAAAACAUUGCGCGGAAGUGCUUGAUGACUCGAUACCAUCAGGCGAAAAUUAUCCAAAAGUUGGCCAACGAUAAGCAUCGCGUCUGUCGGGCGAAGCAGCUGAUGAUCCUGCUGCAUCGUACCACGCUGGACAGUAUGCGAAAGUUGCGCGAAUAUCUUACGGUGACGGCAAUAUUUUUGUUUACCAGCGUUGUGAUAGCGUCACUGUACUACGACGUGCGCCCAGUUUCGCAGACCUCCAUCCAGGACAUUCGGGGAGCACUGUUUCUGAUGAUAAGCGAGCUAGUGUACACGAUCAGUUACGGUGUGUUUUACACAUUCCCUGCGGAGAUGCCACUGAUCCGCCGGGAGGUUGGCGAGAAGAGCUACACCCUUUCCAUGUACUACCUGCACAAGGUCCUUUACAGUGUGCCCAGAGCGUUCUUUGAGUCGUUUCUGUUCAUCGGCGUGGCUUAUGCGUUCGUUGGCUUUUCGACGGACUUUAUCACGUACUGCUGCAUGUCGCUAGUGUCCAGUGGGGCGAGUGUGCUUGCCAUGGCAUACGGCUAUCUGCUUUCCUGUACAACCGGCACCAUGAACAUGGCGAUCGAGACGAGCAACAUCAUCUUUUUGGCGUUUAUGCUUCUUGGCGGUCUCUAUCUCAACCUUCGAGCCUUUCCGCUGUUGAAGUAUCUGUCGUUUUUCUUCUUCGCCAGCGAGGGUGUCUCCGUGUACUACUGGUUGCCGAUCGAGUCGAUCCCCUGCAAUGGUACGUCUUCGAGGCUGAACGAAACGAUCACCUGUCUAGCGAACGGGCAAGCCGUGCUGGAGGAUGCCGGGUAUGCUACCACGUACGAGGCCCUGCACCUCAACUACCUCGUCAUGACGGUGGAAAUUGUCCUCGUACAUCUGGUCGCGUACAUGCUGUUGCGGAAGUUCGUCCGUAAGGCGGGAUUCUACUAAACACCGCCAAACAACGAGAUCGAGCGCGAUUAGAGAGAGCAAUAGAAGUGUUUUUACCAGC